This is a messenger RNA of Myxozyma melibiosi, 1598 nucleotides long. Its product is annotated as LPS glycosyltransferase. The transcript is spliced from 2 exons. The record is from RefSeq and is a predicted model, not a curated record. NCBI's taxonomy places the organism in Eukaryota, Fungi, Ascomycota, Lipomycetes, Lipomycetales, Lipomycetaceae. Bases 438 to 1559 code for a protein of 373 amino acids.
GGCAGGCAGCAGAAAGACUCUCGUAACAGCCGUACACAACAGACCAGGCUGUUGGAACACCGCUUCCGCCUCGUGUUUCAUUCCUUUAUCAGAUCUGCGCUCGUUGUGUCUCUUCAUUGUAUUCGUUGUUGCUGUUAUUUUGGUAUAUGUACUGUGUUCUUGGAUAAAGCAGUAUGGAUACAAAUGCAUCAAUACAAAUGCAUUCAGCUCAUGGUCGCAUCUUCUGGCAUCAACAGCUUGUGGGUCUCCGCAUCUCAAUCGACCCCAACGCUCCUUGGCGUAUCUGGAUUUGGAUUUCCCGUAAAAGAACUGAAUCGCGUAUUGAUUUCUUUUCUCUGCCAAUAAUCGUGUAGUAAGCAGUCGCUGCUCAGAGGAGGCAGCAAUCAUGAUCCUCCUCGUCGUCCUCUUCUGUUCUGUCCUCAGAUCAACCAAAUACUAUGACGGCAGACAGAUACAGACGCCGUAGACCCCGGCGCCCUGCAAAGCCCAUCCUCUCUCUUCUCGCGUUCCUUGUAACAUUCACCUUCUUCUCCACCUUCUUCUUCUCCUCCUACUUCUCCUCCUCCGCCCGCACGCGCUCUCGCCUCGCAAAGGCAGCUUUCAACGAAACCCUCGGCUUUGGCGAUAUAAUCUACAUCAGCAUGCCGUCUCGCACCGACCGCCAAGAUGCAAUGACCUUACUUGCGUCCUGGUCCGGCUUGAUACUACACCAUUUCCCGGGCGUGGACGGCGCCUCGAUCGAGAGGAAAGCAAGACCGGAUCAUACACCGGACGACAUGCCGCUCAGCGCAUUGGGGUGCUGGAGAGCACAUGCGAAUGUCUGGCGGCAUUUUCUGAGUACGAACCUCGAGACAGUACUCGUACUCGAGGAUGAUCUCGACUGGGACGUCAACAUCCACGAGAUCUUCGAGCUCUUCUCGCUAUACAUGCAGUCCAACACCCUCCGCACCACCCCUCCCCCCCAUCACGAGACCGAGUCUGCUCCAUACGGCCUGGACUGGGACAUUCUAAACCUCGGGCAAUGCUACAACCAGCCCAAUGCAGACCGUCUCGACCUCUUUGCGACCUACAAAGACCCGUACCUACCAUCCUCACUGGACAGCGUUUUCGUUGACAUGCGCAUGAUGAUGCAGCAGUUCAAGCUCUCGCCUGAAGAUAUGCAGACAAACAGGGUUGUCAGUCCCUCAUGGCAACCCACCUGCACGAUGGCCUACGCACUCACCCGCUCCGGUGCGCAGCGCAUGCUGUUCCACAGCUCCUACGCAGGCCUGCACGAACCGGUCGACCUCGAAAUCAUCUCGCACGCGCAGUCUGGCAAGAUCAAGGGUUAUGACUUGACGCCUCCUCCGUUUAAUGCCUGGCGUACGGACGGGCAGAAGGACUCGGACAAUAAUGCGUUGAAUAGCAGACGGGCGCAGUCGCUGCACGGGAAGGGGAAUUUGGGCGGGUAUAGCUUGAAUAUAGGAACGAGCGUCCGACGGGAGAUUGCUUUGGAGAUGGCGAGGUUUGAUAAUUGGCAUGAUCUCAGCACUGCACAUCCUGUAUCAGACAGCAGAUGAUUGCAAAUACAGAGAAUCAAUAUCAAUAAGUAAAUAGUA